Messenger RNA from Striga asiatica, 414 nucleotides. The record is from the annotation of a GenBank genome assembly. NCBI's taxonomy places the organism in Eukaryota, Viridiplantae, Streptophyta, Magnoliopsida, Lamiales, Orobanchaceae.
AUGGUGACGGAUGAAGGACGGCUUGCUGCUCAUCACAACCCUCUCUUCUCAUCGAACGAUGUGAUGAUCGAACUGCUGCUCGGCUUUCCUCUCGCACGGCCGCGAUGGCCUGCUACGGAGGCUGAAAAUUUGGCGAUGAAGGGGUUGGGGUUUGGCGAUGAGAGUUCCAUCCCAUUGCUCACCACCAGCCAGAAGAAGAUCAUUAACCCAGAAGAGAUUGCCAUCUAUCCCCACCUUCAGUUCUGGAGUAGCUCUGUUCAGACCUGGAACCCAAUUUGGCUCAUUAAGUCUGGUCCUCUUGCCAUUCCUGAUAGUAACUCUAACAUGCUUCUACAGAUCAGGGAGAUAAGAAGCCCAGGAAGACCAAAGCCAAGAAGCACCCCCUAUUCUACGAAUGACGCCAGGAAAUCAUAA